AUGCAGUCCAAUGUGAAUUUACGAACAAACCUAGAUGGGGAUAUGAUGAGAGGAUCGUAUUCAAACGGCAGUUUAGAGAACAGUUUAGAGAGUGAGCUUCAAACAUUGCUGCAGGAGCAGCGUAAUCGGAGUGUUAUUAAUGAGAGGGAGAGGGAUUUGAACAUAUAUCGGAGUGGCAGUGCUCCGCCAACUGUGGAGGGGUCGUUGAGUGCCGUGGGAAGUCUGUUUGGGAACUCAAAUUUUGCACAAAUUAAUAGUACUAGUAUUGCCAAUGGAAUUUUGACAGAGGAAGAAAUUCGGUCACACCCUGCGUAUUUAUCAUAUUAUUAUUCACAUGAUAAUAUAAAUCCGAGAUUACCCCCACCAAUGUUGUCAAAAGAGAAUUGGCGAGUUGCCCAAAGGUUUCAAACAGGAGGGGCUUCGUUUGGUGGUAUCGGAGACUGGAGGCAAAAUAAUUCGGUUGAUGAUGGUGGCAGUUCUUCGUUGUUCUCAAUGCAGCCUGGAUUGUCUGUUCAGAAAGCUGAAGAUGAGUUGAGGGAGUUGAGGAAAGCUACUAUGAGGAAUCUCUCAGUGAAAAACUCUGCUGAAUUGCUGGACAGAGGCUCUGAUGGUUUUAUUGGGACAUCAGCUGCUGGAAUGGGUGCGAGGAAGAAAAGUUUUGCAGAUAUUCUUCAGGAAGGGCUUAACCAACCUGCUUCCCUAUCAGAUUUUCUCUCACAUCCUGCAAGGCGUAACUCAUUUGGUGAUAUUGUGGAUACAUCAGGCAUUUCUAAUUCACAUGCUGCAGAUAUUUGCUAUGGAGCUGAAUCCACUGAGGUCUUGCAUCCGAGGGUAGCUGUCCCUGGUUUGUCUAGAGUUGAACACCUUAGUUCAUCUGGUUCUCAUUUGUUUGCACCUUCUGUGGGUUCAUCUCUGUCAAGAAGUAGAACCCCUGAGCCUCAACUGGUUGGGAGGUCCACCAGUCCUAGUCUUCCACCUGUAGGUAGCAGAGUUUUCCCUGUCGAGAAGAACGAUUUUGUUGGCUCUAAUGCUAUAAGGGGUCUUUCUUCUAGCAUGACCGAGCUGGCUGAUGUUGCAGCUUCUUUAUCUGGCUUAAGCCUUUCAAAAAAUCAUCUCUAUGAUGAAGAUGGUCUUAUGCAGUCUCACCUUCAAAUGGGACUUGACAAGCAAUCUAAUCAUUUAGUUGCUCUGUCAAAUGGUCAUAGGGAGAGCCUGCCACAGCAAUUCCUUGACAGGUCCAGAGCUGAAAAUUUGGCUAUUGCUCUCAACUAUACUGAUUUAUCAAGGGAGAAUGGGGUUGUCACAGAUUCACAUGUUUCUAAGUUUGGUUUUGAUAGGAAUGUUCACUUCCCUAGAAGAACAUCUUCUUCGGCUGACCUUCGCUCAAAAAUGAGUUCUUCUGGAUUUGCAAGUUUAGAUGGUUCUAAUGUUCAUUAUCAAGCCGAUAAUUUUCCAGGUGUGGACCUAUCUGGCCAUGCGCCUACGAGAUAUUCUGCUAGUCAGAAUCUUAACACAGCCAUUAAUAAUCAUCUUGGUUCAGCUUUGACAAGUGCUGGAAAUGAGCAAAGUUCGAGAAGUAACCAGGCAGGGUCUGAUCUUUAUUCAUCAGUUAUGGAUCCUCGAUAUAUCCGCUAUUCCCAGAAAAUGUCUAAUUAUGCAACACAUCCUGCCUAUGGUCAGGGAGAUUUACAGGGUUUCCAGAGAGCAUACCUUGAGGCAAUGCUUGCUCGACAGAAAUUACAGUAUGGUAAAUCUGGCAGAUUAGAUCAUGGGUAUCAUAGGAAUCCAGGCUUUGAUGUUGGUAUGCCAUAUCAGGGGAACUCAGUGCCAUAUCCCAAUGAGCGAGUCUCUCAUUUUACUUCCACGUUGGGAAGUUCAAUGGGAGGAUCUUCCGGACCGUGGCAUUCAGAAACUGGAAUUAACAUGGAAGGAAGAUUUGCAUCGUCAUUAUUAGAAGAGCUGAAGAACAAUAAAACUAUGUCUUUAGAACUUUCUGACAUUGUUGAUCAUGUGGUGGAAUUUAGUACGGAUCAGUAUGGGAGUCGCUUUAUUCAACAGAAACUGGAAACUGCCACAGAGGAAGAAAAGAUGAUGAUAUUCCCAGAAAUCAUUCCUCAUGCUCUUAGUUUGAUGACCGACGUUUUUGGGAAUUAUGUUAUACAGAAAUUUUUUGAGCAUGGCACAGAAAGUCAAAGAAAGGAGCUGGCCAGCCAACUUAUUGGUCAUGUUUUGCCUCUCAGUCUUCAAAUGUAUGGUUGCCGAGUAAUUCAGAAGGCCUUGGAGGUAGUUGAUGUGGAUCAGCAGACACAAAUGGUAGCAGAGCUUGAUGGCUCAAUCAUGAAAUGUGUUCACGAUCAGAAUGGUAACCAUGUUAUCCAGAAGUGUAUAGAGUGUGUUCCUCAAGAUCAAAACCAAUUCAUAGUAUCAGCCUUCUUUGGGAAAGUUGUGGCUCUUUCCACCCAUCCAUAUGGUUGCCGGGUCAUUCAGAGGGUUUUGGAGCAUUGUGAUGAUCCAACUACACAACAAAUUAUCAUGGAUGAAAUUAUGAACUCUGUGUGUGCUCUUGCACAAGAUCAAUAUGGGAAUUAUGUCAUUCAGCAUGUCCUACAACAUGGUAAACCACACGAGCGAUCUGCUAUCAUUAGCAAGCUUGCAGGACAAAUAGUAAAGAUGAGUCAGCAGAAGUUUGCUUCUAAUGUUGUUGAAAAGUGCUUAACUUUUGGUGGUCCAGAAGAAUGUCAGCUUCUAGUGAAUGAGAUGCUUGGUUCCACGGAUGAAAAUGAACCCUUACAGGCCAUGAUGAAAGACCCCUUUGGUAACUAUGUUGUGCAGAAGGUUCUUGAGACCUGUGAUGACCAGAGCCGCGAACUAAUUCUCUCCCGUAUCAAGGUCCACCUGAAUACACUGAAGAGGUACACUUAUGGGAAACAUAUUGUUUCUCGUGUUGAAAAGCUCAUCACAACUGGAGAAAGGCAUAUUCGGUUAUCAUCCUCGCCCAUUUUUGACCGAGAGAAGACACCGUUUGUACAGAAAACAUAGAUGUUGGCUUUAUUUUCUUUGGUCUUGGCGCUCCUAAUAGCUGUAAAUAAACAGUUUUUAACGAGGCUGCUGGAAUAAAUUUUGCUUGGCCGGUUUCUCUCUAGGUAUGCUCAGCUUGCAACUUGUAAUUACACUUUGAAGAGGCAAUAUUAGGAAAUAAAGGUGGGGGGAAGGCAAGAUAUAUAUAUGCUUAAUCUUUGUGGGAGUAUUGGCAAGGUUCAUAAUUUGUAAAGAAAUUCUGAGUGAGGUGAAGAGAAACAUAGUUCAGUGCGUGUUGGUGGAGUCUAGGACAUUGAUAAAUUAAUUUCUAUGUAAAUAUACUGCCAUUAUUUUGCCAGAAGAUGUAUUUAGUAAAGGCUUUUUGUUUAGAUAUUGC
Ilex paraguariensis (yerba mate) is the source of this 3415-nucleotide messenger RNA. NCBI's taxonomy places the organism in Eukaryota, Viridiplantae, Streptophyta, Magnoliopsida, Aquifoliales, Aquifoliaceae. The record is from the annotation of a GenBank genome assembly.